Messenger RNA from Entamoeba dispar SAW760, 405 nucleotides. Its product is annotated as calcium-binding protein, putative. The transcript has a single exon. The record is from RefSeq and is a predicted model, not a curated record. Gene Ontology annotation, molecular function: calcium ion binding. Lineage: Eukaryota; Evosea; Mastigamoebida; Endamoebidae. The coding region runs from base 1 to 405 and encodes 134 amino acids.
AUGGCUGAAGCAUUAUUUAAACAACUUGAUGCUAAUGGUGAUGGUUCUGUUUCAUAUGAAGAAGUAAAAGCCUUUGUCAGUUCUAAAAGACCUAUUAAGAAUGAACAACUUCUUCAACUUAUUUUUAAGGCCAUUGAUAUUGAUGGAAAUGGAGAAAUUGAUUUAGCUGAAUUCACCAAAUUUGCAGCUGCUGUUAAAGAACAAGACCUUUCAGAUGAGAAAGUUGGAUUAAAAGUCCUUUACAAACUUAUGGAUGCUGAUGGUGAUGGAAAAUUAACUAAAGAAGAAGUUACUGCCUUCUUUAAGAAGUUCGGUUAUGAAAAGGUUGUUGAUCAAAUUAUGAAGGCAGAUGCUAAUGGUGAUGGAUAUAUCACUCUUGAAGAAUUUCUUGCAUUCAGUCUUUAA